Molecule: messenger RNA, 1183 nt
Organism: Tetranychus urticae (two-spotted spider mite)
Lineage: Eukaryota; Metazoa; Arthropoda; Arachnida; Trombidiformes; Tetranychidae
Product: zinc finger protein-like 1 homolog
Cellular component (GO): Golgi apparatus
Source: RefSeq, a predicted model, not a curated record
CAGCUGUUUUACCUUCCCCUUAUUUCCCCCCUGGCUGAGCAACAUCAUCACCAACUUGCUUUAACUCAAGUUGGACUAUAAUCUGAAUCAUGUGUAUUAACUAAUAAUUUAACUAAACAAUUUAAUUUAUUAUCUUUUUAAUUAAAACCCAAAUAUGGGGUUGUGUAAGUGUCCUAAGCGUAAAGUAACUCAACAGUUCUGUUUUGAACACAAAGUCAAUGUUUGUGAGUAUUGUAUGCUGACACACCAUUCAAGGUGUAUUGUUCGUCCAUACCUCCAAUGGUUAGAAGAUAGUAGUUAUGAACCGGUCUGUGGUCUCUGUCAACAGUAUCUCAAUAAUGAAGAAUGCGUUAGAUUAAUUUGCUAUCAUAUUUUCCAUUGGAAUUGCCUUAACAAUUACGCCAAUAGUUUACCUUCAAACACUGCGCCUGGUGGUUAUUCAUGUCCAAACUGCUGUAAGACAAUAUUUCCUUCGACGGAUGCCAAUACACCAAUAGCUAAUCAUCUUAAGAAACUCUUAUCAACUGUUCAAUGGUCUCGAGCUGGACUUGGUUUACCUUUGAUUGACACUCCAUCAGUAAGCUCGCCAACAUCUCCUAGAUCACCUGUAACCAUUGAAAAAACAAAUUCCGUUAAAAAUGUGCAAAUCGCUCCAGCCGCAUCAACCACUAGUUUGAAAACGCAACCAACUCAUGUCCCUGUCAAUGUAAAUCCCGUUUCAAACUAUGUCAACUGUGAUGAAGUCAACUUUGUCACCAAUGCUAGAAAAUUCCAUCAUGUUAGUAGUAUAAAUCCAAGCAAUGCAAACACAUUUUUGGACAUCGAUGAGGAUAAAUAUCGCCGGAAAUCACCUCUAGAACUAAUUUCAAAAUGGUUUAGAUCACAUAACAUUACCAAACACAAUGAAGGAUUGUCACUGAAAGGAUGGAUUGUUAUCGGUUUUCUGGCAAUUUUUACUGUUUUCACCUUAGCGCAUUACUUCUUGAAACUUGGAAGGGAAAAUGCUGACCAUGACCCAUUACUUGAUCCACAUUUCAAUCCCAAUAUCAGAGUUGCUCAAGAUGAAGAGUAAUUCCUUUUUUCAAUUGCUUAAUUAUUUUGUGAAUAUCAGGAUAAAUUUUUAUUGUUUUCCUGGAUUUUUUAAUUAUUAGGUAAUUAAAUACCCAAAACAAUGAAAAAAAUU